GUAUAUUUUUUAAAUUUGGAAUAAGUGGCAAAUGAAAAAACGGAUUUCAUCAUAUUUGUGAAUGAUACCAAAAACAAAAGAUAUUAACAACGAAUACUUUUAAUUAUUUGUCAACAAUUUGGAAUUAUUGUUUAAUAAAAAAAAAUGUGUACUCAAGAAAUAGACGACUCAGAUUUUUUUCAUCAGGAUUUCAGUACGGCCAGUGAAUGGGAAAAUUUUAGUGCUCAACUAGAACAAGUACUUCAUGAGUGGAAAAUUCCGUCUUCAAAACUGGAAAAGGACCUUGAAACCAACCAGCUUUUAUUGUGCAAUUGGAAAAUUUUAAAGGACAAUAUUACUUUUUCAAAUACUGAUUUUGAAAUAUUGCAUUAUAAAGCAAAUAUAGGACAAAGUAACAACGAUUUGUCAAAGCACAUUAAUGGUACUUUGAUAUGCCAAUGUUUUUUAGACCUUAUGUCUAGUAAAAACGACUUUUUGCCUGGAGACGUAAAGAAAAAUCCAGAGCCUUUACAUCCUAUAGCACGAUGGUAUGGUCUCCGAAAUUUUGUCAUCUUGCGUCCUGUAAAAAGUAUUCAAAAUGAAAGCCAAAUACGAAUUUUAUUGAGCUCAUUACACAUCGCAUUGGCUGAUAGUGCUUGUGAGGUUCCAAUAUUCCUUCAAAUAUUACGAAAAGAGCAAAAUGUUUUUUUAGGCGUUUGUGAACAUGGUUCAACGCGAACUUCAUUUGACAUUAUACAUAGCAGUACAAUUCCUCAAACAUGUCGUUACCUUUCGGGGAUAAUAGAUAUGUUUAAAGGAAAAGUGUUAUACGACUACUUGCAGCCUGUAACAGUUGGCGUACGGUUAUCAUAUUCUUUGAGAAAAUUUUCGUCUAAUAGCGACAUUGAAGACAAGCGGUUUUGUCUUAAUGAACAGCCUGGCAACGAGCCCGAAGAUGAAAUUACAGUUUCUCCGAAAGUCAUUCUUUGUGGUACCAGUGUAGACCCAAUUUCAGAAAUUGUGUUGAAUUGCACAUGGAUGAACGUUGCGGAGAAUUGCGUAAUUGAUUCGCAAUCAUAUUCAGAUUUUGACCCUUUAUUGGCUCCUCAAUGGAGUCUUAACAUUAACUAUGAUUAUUCACCUGUUUGUUACACUACUGAGUGUAUUUCCGAAUAUUUAAAUCUGGCAAGUUCACGAGUCUCUAUAACAGAGUAUUAUCACAAUUUAAUUGACGAACCCGCUAUAAGUACGUCUGGUCUCAAUCCUUUAGACCGCAUCACGGAGUCAAGAGUUCUGAAAUUCUCGUCGGUUUUGCCAAUUAGAGGAAUUGUUUCAGCUGAAAGAAUGUCCGUUUCAAAAGAAGAAGUCAAAAGACUCGAGGGACCAAUAAACGAAAACAAUAUUAUGAAAAUGUUAUACUACCUGUUUCCUGAUGCCCAUUUGGAAGAAACCGCAAACACAUAUACAUUUCCAGACUCUGAAAUUUUUGAUCCUUUAAAAAUAAAAUCAGCACCGAAAGAUUCCUUGGUACAUCGGUUGAGUGUUCUUCUUGCUUUUGUUAAUGCAAAUUUUGGUGGAAAAACAGCUAUCGCACAAUUAUGGGCAGAGUUUGUUCAAGAAAUGCGGUACCGAGUAGAAAAUAGUAUACGAAUUCCUGGAGUUCAACCGGGUUUUCCCGAUUUUCGUACAUGUCUGUUUCAUCAGAAGUUACAAAUGCUUAAUAUUUGCAUAGAGCGACGACUCAUUCGAGAAGGUAGACUUCCAUUUACCAUGACUACGUCUUCUUUAGAUUCAAAAGACACACAAAACGAUUCCGAAGAAGAAUUUUUUGAUUGCCAUGAGGCCGAUGACGAAUUUAAAACAGAUAACAAACAUUCUGCAUGGAAUCAACCUACUGGUCGCUUAUCAAAGUUGGGAAACAUGCUUUUGGUCAAUUCAAACGAACCAUUGUAUAUUCCAAUAACACAAGAGCCAGUGCCAAAAACAGAAGACCAGACAGAAGAUGACGCUGAAAUUUUGUUGAAACUUGGACCAGGAAGUGAAUUGCGAGCUCAAAUGAUGAGUGCAUCUUUAUUGUCUGAUAUGGAAAGCUUCAAAGCGGCAAAUCCCGCAGGAAGACUAGAGGAUUUCAUAAGAUGGUACAGUCCCAGAGAUUGGAUAGAAGAUGAACACAGUGAUGAAUUAGAACAGGACACUUUUGGUCGUAAAGGGACUUUGAGCUCACGUAUGCUUAUACCUGGUAACAUGUGGCAAGCAACGUGGGAACAAGCGAAACCGGUUCCAGCAAGGCGUCAACGACGUUUAUUUGAUGAUACAAAAGAAUCUGAAAAAGUACUUCAUUUUUUUGAAAUGAUGUCAAUUGGUUCGUUAGUGCAACUUACGACGGCUCCUUUAUUUCAUGCGGUGAUAGAGAACUUUGAAUGUGAAGCAGGAGAGUUAGUUGAUAUAAUUCCAGACUGGAACACAAUGCAUAAAAAAAUAAUUCAGAAUUGUUGUAAAUUUUCACGCGAUGAAAUGAAUUAUUUCAAAGAAAGUUGCACAGGAAAAUGGACGUUAUUGUUGAAUGAAAUUCUAAAUAUUGAGUAUUUGAUUUCACAAGCUAAAAGUUUGAGAAUGAAACUUGUACCUAACAUUAGUCAACUUCAAAACGAGCAUAAAGCAGUGUUAACUUCAUUGCUAAAACAUGAUGAGACUGAAUUGGUGCAUGGAGCAAAAAAUGACAUUUCUGUAAAUAUUUUAAAGUUGUUUACUGAAGCAAAAAAAUUACAAUCAGAACAAAAUAUUGAAGUAAAAACAUCAAAUGAAAAAAGUUCUGAUCUACCAUGUCCAUUUGAAAAGCAGUUUACGUUAAGAGCAUGUGGAAAACUAGUGCAAAGAGGAAUGGGCGGACCUCAAUUUUUGAGGGCAAUUGUCAAAAAUGAUGAUUUUCGUAUCUGCGGAGCAUUUAGUCAAGAUACGACUCUUUUAUAAAUAAACUAGCGUUAAUCGUAAAUUUUGUUUCACACGUCGAAUUACAUUGUUUUAAAAGGAGACAGACACUCAAAAACUCCAAAACAAAACUUUCAUGGAAGUGCAAUGAAUUUUUCUUAAUUUUUCACGAUUCAUCAACAAAUCGCUCUAAUUCUUCGUUCCUCAAUCUCUUAGUUAGAUUUGACACAAUGCACAAAAAGAGUUGGAAAGCAAAAUUUGAGAAAUGUUUUUGCAAAAUUUAUAUAUUUGGAUUUUGAGUUUGAAAUGCAAAACUACAUCAUUAGUAAAAUAUGACA
This is a messenger RNA of Culicoides brevitarsis, 3245 nucleotides long. It is a transcript of the gene Rab3GAP1, whose product is annotated as rab3 GTPase-activating protein catalytic subunit. The coding region runs from base 145 to 2949 and encodes 934 amino acids. Gene Ontology annotation, molecular function: GTPase activator activity. Gene Ontology annotation, biological process: positive regulation of GTPase activity. The record is from RefSeq and is a predicted model, not a curated record. Lineage: Eukaryota; Metazoa; Arthropoda; Insecta; Diptera; Ceratopogonidae. The transcript has 8 exons.